UUGCAGAAUAACGGUUCCCUGGUUUGGUGCCAGAAUAACAAGCAAUGUUCUAAGUGCCUGGAGCCCUGCAAGGAACCCGGAGACCUGAGAAAGCACCAGUGUCAAAGCUUCUGUGAGCCUCUGUUCCCCAAGAAGAACUAUGAGUGCUUGACCAGCUGUGAGUUCCUCAAGUACAUCCUCCUGGUGAAGCAGGGGGAUUGCCCAGCCCCUGAGAAAGCUAGCGGCUUUGCUGCUGCCUGUGUGGAGAGCUGUGAAGUGGACCACGAGUGUUCCGGGGUGAAGAAGUGUUGCUCUAAUGGGUGUGGACAUACCUGCCAGGUGCCCAAGAGUCUGUACAAAGGGGUCCCCUUGAAGCCCAGAAAAGAGUUGCGGUUCACUGAGCUCAAGUCGGGGCAGCUGGAGAUUAAGUGGUCCUCCAAGUUCAACAUUUCCAUUGAGCCCGUAAUCUAUGUGGUACAAAGAAGAUGGAACUAUGGGAUCCACCCCAGCGAAGACGAUGCCACGCAUUGGCAGACCGUGGCCCAGACUACGGAUGAGCGGGUGCAGCUGACCGACAUAAGACCUAGCAGAUGGUACCAGUUCCGCGUGGCUGCUGUCAACGUGCAUGGCACCCGAGGCUUCACCGCACCCAGCAAGCACUUCCGCUCUUCCAAAGAUCCGUCGGCACCACCAGCCCCAGCCAACCUUCGGCUUGCAAACUCCACCAUCCACAGUGACGGAAGCGUGACUGUGACUAUCGUUUGGGACCUCCCGGAGGAGCCGGACAUCCCUGUGCAUCACUACAAAGUAUUCUGGAGCUGGCCCGUCAGCAGCAAGUCACUCGUCCCAACGAAAAAGAAGCGGAGAAAGACUACCGACGGGCUUCAGAACUCUGUGACCCUGGGGCGACUUCAGCCGGACUGCGACUACACGGUGGAACUGCAGGCCGUCACCUACUGGGGACAGAUCCGCCUCAAGAGUGCCAAGGUGUCUCUGCACUUCACGUCCACACGCGCUGCCCACCACAAAGAACAGAUGGGGAAAACCAGAAAAGGGGUGGCCCCGAUACAGCCCCCUUUCCAACGAAGACGGCCCACCCGCCCCAUAGAGAUUGGAGCUCCCUUCUACCAAGACGGCCAACUGCAAGUCAAAGUCUACUGGAAAAAGACUGAAGAUCCCAGUGUCAACCGAUAUCAGGUGCAGUGGCUUCCGGAAGUCUGUGCUCACAACAGGACAGCUGGAGCAGAGACAUCCUCGGGCGUGACCCACGAAAAUUAUAUAAUUCUUCAAGACCUGUCAUUCUCCUGCAAAUAUAAGGUGACUGUCCAACCAAUACGGCCAAAGGGUCUCGCCAAGGCAGAAGCCAUUUUCUUUACUACUCCACCGUGCUCCACUUUGAAGGGGAAAAGCCACAAGCACAUCAGUUGUCCUGGGGAUUCAGGUCCCGUUCUCUCCAAAGUAUUUGCCAAGCCGGAGAACCUUUCUGCUUCGUUCAUCAUCCAGGAUGUGAACAUCACCGGCCGCUUUUCUUGGAAGAUGAGCAAGGCCAAUCUCUAUCAGCCCAUGACUGGGUUCCAGGUGACUUGGGCUGAGGUCACGACAGAGAGCAGACAGAACAGCCUGCCCAACAGCAUCAUCUCCCAGUCCCAAAUCCUGCCGUCGGAUCACCACGUGCUCACCGUGCCCAACCUGAGGCCGUCCACCCUGUAUCGCCUCGAAGUCCAAGUGCUGACCACCGGCGGGGAGGGCCCGGCCACCAUCAGGACCUUUGGGACCCCUGACCUCCCCCGCUCUGCAAUGCACAGACCCCGUCUGAAACAUCAUCAUUCGCACCACUACAAGCCAUCUCCAGAGAGGUACUAAACCGCUCCCGGCCUUUCUCGCAUUGACCGGAUGGGUAUGCUGGUUGGACUUCAGCCUCGAGACAGCACCCUUCAGCAGGGACCCCUCAGAGACGGCACAGUACGUACUUCUGCCAGUCACAGACCACACGGAAACAGUUGAUUAGUCAUCAGCGAGUGCAGA
This is a messenger RNA of Fukomys damarensis (Damara mole-rat), 2004 nucleotides long. RefSeq names its product anosmin 1 (gene Anos1). The annotation marks the transcript as partial. Lineage: Eukaryota; Metazoa; Chordata; Mammalia; Rodentia; Bathyergidae. Gene Ontology annotation, cellular component: cell surface; extracellular region. The record is from RefSeq and is a predicted model, not a curated record. Gene Ontology annotation, biological process: neuron differentiation. The transcript is spliced from 13 exons. Gene Ontology annotation, molecular function: protein binding; peptidase inhibitor activity.